Molecule: messenger RNA, 687 nt
Organism: Ixodes scapularis (black-legged tick)
Lineage: Eukaryota; Metazoa; Arthropoda; Arachnida; Ixodida; Ixodidae
Exons: 2
Coding region: 1-687 (228 amino acids)
Source: RefSeq, a predicted model, not a curated record
AUGGAAACCGGGAAACGCAAAAAAUGGGUCUGUCGCACGUGCCGAUUGCGUGAAAGCAGAUUAGGCGUCAGCGAGGAGGCUGCGUCAGCAUCGCAAGAAGAUACCGUGUCCGCGCAACUUGCCGCAAUAAGCCAAAAACUUGAGCUUCUUCACACUUUGAAAGCAAACGUGGACCGGCUCUGUGACCUCCCGGCAAAAGUAGACGACCUUUUGUUAUUGAAGCCAUCUGUUGAUGCAAUGAAGGUAACGAUCUCGAGUCUUCAAGAUUCUGUUCGCAAAUGUGAAUCCAUGAUGAAGCUUGUUCAGCAGAACGAUCAAGAAGUAAAACUACUGCGAUCAGAAGUUGGAGCGCUACAAGCCACAGUAUCCAAUCAAACUUCUAUGAUCGAACAACUACAGACAAACCUAAACUCCACUGAACAAUACAGUAGGAGGUGCAACAUGGAAAUUCAUGGCAUUCCUAUCAUAGAUGACGAAGAUGUGAAGGUAGUUAUCGAAGACCUUGCCGAGAGACUGAACAUCGGUAGACACCAUCCUGCCGAAGUGGUGGCUUGCCACCGCCUGCGCUCGAGGCGCGAGGGGGCGGCCCCCAUUUUGGUUCAGUUCUCCUCGACGUCUAAAACUGUCCUGUACAGUCAUUACACGAUGCGUAAAUUCACGUUUAUAAAACCAAUAUACUGCGAGUAA